Messenger RNA from Onychomys torridus (southern grasshopper mouse), 1029 nucleotides. It is a transcript of the gene Rax, whose product is annotated as retina and anterior neural fold homeobox. Lineage: Eukaryota; Metazoa; Chordata; Mammalia; Rodentia; Cricetidae. Gene Ontology annotation, biological process: positive regulation of transcription by RNA polymerase II. The record is from RefSeq and is a predicted model, not a curated record. Gene Ontology annotation, molecular function: DNA-binding transcription factor activity, RNA polymerase II-specific; RNA polymerase II cis-regulatory region sequence-specific DNA binding.
AUGCACCUGCCCGGCUGCGCGCCAGCCAUGGCCGACGGGAGCUUCUCUCUCGCUGGCCACCUGCUCCGCAGCCCGGGCGGGAGUACCUCGCGCUUGCACAGCAUCGAGGCCAUCCUGGGCUUUACCAAGGACGACGGGAUCCUAGACCCAUUCCCUGCAGAGAGGGGUUCCAGGGGCGCGAAAGAGCGGGAUCCCAGGCUGAGCGCACGGCCCGCCUGCCCCAAGGCGCCAGCCGGAGGCUCUGAGUCUUCCCCGCCGCCAGCCCCCGGGCUGGUCCCCGAGUACGAAGCUUCUCGCCCCUGCUACCCCAAGGAGCAGGGAGAGGUACGGCCGAGUCCAGGACUGCCGGUUGGGCCAGCAGCAGGCGACUCGAAGCUUCCAGAGGAGGAACCUCCCAAGAAGAAGCACCGCCGGAACCGCACAACGUUCACCACGUACCAACUGCACGAGCUGGAGCGCGCCUUCGAGAAAUCCCACUACCCCGACGUGUACAGCCGCGAGGAACUGGCCGGCAAGGUUAACCUACCCGAGGUUCGGGUCCAGGUGUGGUUCCAGAACCGACGGGCUAAGUGGAGGCGGCAGGAGAAACUGGAAGUGUCAUCCAUGAAGCUGCAGGACUCGCCCCUCCUCUCCUUCAGCCGCUCUCCGCCUUCCUCUGCUCUGGCCCCGCUGGGGACCGGCCCGGGCAGCGCUAGCGGACCCCCGGGGAGCGCCCUGCCGCUGGAGCCCUGGCUCGGGCCGCCGCUGUCGGGUGGAGGCGCCACAGCGCUGCAGAGCCUGCCGGGCUUCGGGCCACCGGCUCAGGGCCUCCCGGCCAGCUACACGCCCCCACCGCCCUUCCUGAACUCCGCGCCCCUGGGCCCGGGUCUGCAGCAGCUCGGGCCGCCGCCCGCAUACCCGUGCGCGCCAGGAUUCGGGGACAAGUUCUCCCUGGAAGAGGCAUACCCUCGCAACAGCAGCAUCGCGGCGCUGCGCCUCAAGGCCAAGGAGCACAUCCAGGCCAUCGGGAAGCCCUGGCAAGCCCUCUAG